GCAAUUAUCUUCUUCAGGUCCUGCCUAGCCUGAGAACUAUGCCAGUUCAUGGUCAUGAUCCUACCAACCAUUCAUCUUCCUCUCUUCCUGUUGCUGGUGAUGGACAUGGGGGGCACUAUGCCCAGUGCCUGGGCACCUCCCCGAGGCUGCUAUGUGGCAGAGGAAGCUGGUGAGCGUACAUUCCGUUGUAGCCAGGCUGGCCUGGUUGCUGUGCCUCAAGGUAUCCCAAAUGAUACCCGUAAACUCUACCUAGAUGCCAAUAGGCUGGCAUCUGUGCCUGCUGGUGCCUUCCAGCAUCUUCCUGCCCUGGCUGAGCUAGACCUGUCAAAUAAUGUCCUCAUCCGCCUCUCUGAUGCUGCCUUCCAGGGUCUAGGAAAUACCCUGAGAUACCUGGAUCUCUCUGCCAAUCAGCUGACAUCUGUGCCUGCUGAGGCCUUUAGGGAAUUACAGAUCCAAGUGAACCUGUCUGCCAAUCCAUGGCGUUGUGACUGUGCCCUUCAGGAGGUGCUGAGAUGGGUGAGGUUGGCACCAGGUACCGGGGCAGGCAUCAUCUGUGGACCAAGUGCCCGGCCAGAGCUGGUGGGACAGGAGUUUCUGUCCCUGAUAGAGGAGGCAGAAAUGUGUGGGCCGGGGAGAGGUGGGGCACGGCGAGGCACAGAUGCUGCCCUGCUGGUCACCAUGGGAGGCUGGCUGGCACUUGUGGUAGCCUAUCUUGCUCACUAUGUACGGAGGAAUCAGGAAGAGGCCCGUCGCCCACCCAAACUGGCCCCUACCCUGCCAGCCCGCUCUGAGGAUUCAUCCAUGCUCAGCACUGUUAUUUGAUACUCCCAUCAUUCCCUGCCCUAUCACUCCUGAACAUCUUCUCAUCUACUGUUUCUGUGGCCACCUUAUCCCAUCCUCUCCACCGUAGACCUCUUACAGCCCUAAUGCUGCUGCUCCAUCUCCCUCUGUCUCUCACAUCUCUACUAUUUAUUUAUUUAUUUAUUUAUUUGUUUGUUUGUUUGUUUGUUUAUUUAUUUUUUAAACCCUUACCUUCCAUCUUGGAAUCAAUAUUCCAAGGCAGAAGAGCAAUAAGUAAUGAGGGUUAAGUGACUUGCCCAGGGUCACACAGCUGGGAAGUGUCUGAGGUCUCAUUUUGAACCCAGGACCUCCUGUCUCUAGACCUGGCUCUCAAUCCACUGAGCCACCCAGCCGCCCCCAUAUCUCUACUAUUUAAACUUCUUCUCUGUCCCCUCUUGGUCAACUCUUCCUUCCUUAAUUAUUUCCUUUGUGCCCUCUGUCUCAGCCUUUCUCCUCUCACAGUUUGCUAUACAUUAAUCACCCCUAUCCCAGUCUCAUGUCUCAAGGUUUUCCCUUCUUUAGUUCACCUUUUCUCCUCCUCCAGCCAGCCCGUAUCUAACCAUGUUCCCCUGCAGAAUCCCCACUUCUCUGUCUUAGCUCUUAUACACAGGGCCUCUCCCCUCAGUGUGACCUUCUUGUUGAAUGAGAAAUCCCACUGUGCUUCAGACUGGGAGAAGGAGGUAGAGGUAGGGGAAGAUGAGGGCAUGUGGUCUGAUAAGCGUCCCCUCAUCCCCAUCCCUCGUGGAUCAGAAAACGUUCAAUAAAGAUACAGUUUAUAGCUUCUCAAACACCUUGCCCAUAAUUCCUUGCUAGGUAGGGCGGGUAGGCUUGGCUUCCAGUCUCCCAGGUAACUUCACCUCCACCCCUGGGGCCUCCAUGCUGGACUUGGUCCCUGUCUCCUCCUUCCCUCCUACCCUCUAGCUCCUGACACCAGAGUAUAUUUGAGCAGGGACACAGGAAACCUGAACUGAGCUGUGAAUUAGUCAUGAUAUACUAGAGGAUCUUGGGGGAUGGGAAAUGAGAAGGUAUGGCUACAUAUUGGUCAGUAGGAUGAGAUUGGCAAUUGGCAUUAUGUUUUUUCUGCCUACCGCCUCACAUCAUCCUUUUAGCAACCUGGGUCCAUCCAGUCUCCCCAUUACCAAGGAGAAGAGAGGAGGCAUCAGAGAAAGGACCAACAUUCUUUAUCUUCCCCCACAGGAAGUUAAGGGGGGGGGGAGGGAGUUGGUCCCUGAAUUGAAAUCUGCUUAGAUUUUAGCAGAAGUUUCAGGAAGAUCAUAAGCAGAUUUGGCUGCCAAUGAGCCGAGAUGACCCUUGCAGCAUGUUGGGGACAUUUCAGGAUGCUAAUUCCUUUCCCUCUGCACCCAUAAAGGUUACAAGCCCCAAAUUGUCCCUAAGAGAGAAAGGGCUGUCUCUGGGUGGCAUGUAAGUGUCAAUAACAGAAACUGGAGAUAAGGACCAUCUUCUCAGUGUCUCCACCCUACUUAGAAUGCAGACCCAUGGGUAGAGUCAAGGAGUGGGAGUGUAAAAUCUGGUUCCUCCCUUCAUUUCCCUUUCCUAUCACUUAAUUUCUACCCACUCUCAUCCAUACCUGAUCCUUCUGAUGUCUCCUCCUACAUUUCUCUUUUUUUGCCUUUCUACUCUCCCAAAAAAAAAAAUCAUACUCAAUAUUUUAGUUGAAUGGGCUCUGUAUUUAUAACUCUUAAGCUCUCCUGAUGUCUUCUAAACUGUUUUUCCUAAGAAGGGAUUGAAAUCUUUUUUUCUCCCCUUCCCCUUUCCCUGGGAAAUAGCAGAAAUCUAAUGACCUAUUCCUCACAUAAAUGCCAGAGCUCUGGCAUUCUCUCAGCUUACAAACUAACAGCACCCAUGA
Molecule: messenger RNA, 2707 nt
Organism: Monodelphis domestica (gray short-tailed opossum)
Lineage: Eukaryota; Metazoa; Chordata; Mammalia; Didelphimorphia; Didelphidae
Gene: LRRC3C
Product: leucine rich repeat containing 3C
Cellular component (GO): plasma membrane
Molecular function (GO): protein binding
Source: RefSeq, a predicted model, not a curated record